Cyclocybe aegerita is the source of this 1017-nucleotide messenger RNA. The record is from the annotation of a GenBank genome assembly. NCBI's taxonomy places the organism in Eukaryota, Fungi, Basidiomycota, Agaricomycetes, Agaricales, Hemipholiotaceae.
AUGACUAUAAAAGGGUUCUGGCCUUUUUUCAUCGUCUCUACUGUCCUCGCUGUCUUCUACGCACAACACUUCUUAACUAACCUCUCGCCAAGCUCUCCGCUCGUAGAAGUAGGCGACAUGGCCCUUGCCGCAAUCUCUCGCAACGUCGUGAAGAAGGUCCUGGCGGUGGAGACACCAGAGGGUGCAGGAGCUCUGGUCAGACGGAGCAUUGGCUCUAUGACCCUCCGCAACCUUACUCCCUUCUUGAUGCUUGAUCACUUCCACGUUAGCGAGGGAGCAGGAUUCCCUGAUCAUCCUCACCGGGGACAGGCGACGGUGACAUACAUGCUCGAAGGCUCGAGUCAACACGAGGAUUCAGCUGGACACAAGGGAACCAUUCAUGCUGGAGGCGUUCAAUGGAUGUGCGCUGGGAAAGGCAUUAUCCACGCUGAAAUGCCCGUACACCAGCAAGGAUCUCCUGACCCCCGAGGUCUCCAGUUGUGGGUAGAUCUCCCUAAACAGUAUAAGAUGGUGGAUCCCAGCUACCAAGAACUUGGUCCAGAUCAGAUCCCUGUGGCUUAUCCAGCAGGACCUGAUGGACCUGUCAAAGUCAAAGUCAUCAGUGGAAAGAGCCAUGGCGUCGAAUCACCAGUGAGACCGCUAGGCGGAUGCUGGUUUCUCCAUAUCACUUUCAACAGGGAUGGUGAAAUGUUCCAACAUAUUCCUGGUGGAUGGACUUCGUUCUUGUACAUCUGGAAAGGAGUUCUCACUGUCGGCUCUGAUGAGACUGUGGUUCCAGAGUUUCAUACUGCGGUUUUAUCAGCUGAUGCUGAUCAAACUGGGGUGAAAAUAUCUGGUAAAGAGAAUACUGAGCUCGUGCUGGUUACAGGGGAGCCGUUAGAUCAAACUGUUUUCCAAUAUGGCCCCUUCGUUAUGACUACCCGUGAAGAAAUUCAAAAAACCCUCAUCGACUAUCAAAGUGGCAAGAAUGGCUUCGAGCGAGCGCACACAUGGAAGAGCGAGAUUGCCCACAAAUGA